Armigeres subalbatus is the source of this 7495-nucleotide messenger RNA. RefSeq lists its product as uncharacterized. Lineage: Eukaryota; Metazoa; Arthropoda; Insecta; Diptera; Culicidae. Gene Ontology annotation, biological process: DNA integration. The coding region runs from base 1793 to 7129 and encodes 1778 amino acids. Gene Ontology annotation, molecular function: zinc ion binding; nucleic acid binding. The transcript is spliced from 2 exons. The record is from RefSeq and is a predicted model, not a curated record.
CUUUGAAAGUAGUAAUGAUUGCUAAUCAGUUAGAAUUAAUUACUAAGGUAGAAAGUUAAUUAAUGAAAACUUAAAUCUAGAAAUAAAUAGGCUAAAAUUUAAACUGUUAUACACAUCAUGCAAAAACAUUGAACACUCAACAACCCUGUAACAGACACUAAACUAGUACGGAUGAUACAGAUAGAUAAUUAGAUAACACACAACACAUAGAAACAACACGAGCCGAUAGAAGUACAUAGCUUAAAGGUACACAGCCGGACCCUCAGUAGCCAAACGAUCUGCGUUCAAUAAAGAACUGGUUUUGAAUCGUCGCGUUCGCUAAAGUUAAAACAUACGUGUGAUAAUUAGUUAAAUAAAAGUAGUGUUUUUAUCUAGCUAAACGGUUUAUUGCAUGGACAAACUUAUGAGUUGAUGGACUGUCGUUUUGACCUUAACCAGUUUGAUGAAACAUUGAACUAUUGCGCCUUCUCAACCCACGAACCGCGGAGUUAAGUGACAAACAUUUGGUGCCGUGACCAGGAUUGGCGGUUCUAGAAGGCCAUUUAUGUGGAAGUUUAUUGUUCGGAGUGAUAGGGAGUGAUAAUAGAAACUGCGCGGACAUCUUUGAGGCAUUAUUUCUGCUGUAGUGCAAGGCGGAGAUCUCACUCUCUCGAUAUCGAAAGCGCGCAAUUUCCAUGGUACGUUUUACCGUGCGGUGAAAACACAGCCGUGCGACUGAUGGGAUUGUUUCAGUAGCAGUCAUUGAUAAAAAUACAAGGCCUAUAUUGCACAGGCCACAGGUGAGUGGCUUUCCAAGAAUCCAUUACUAGCUUGCUGGUGCUUGUAAGAUUUGUUUUGAUUCCAUGUGCUGACUGUGAAAUCGCGCUGCUCGGGAUUUUGGAACUACGCUACACGAUUGAACCAAUUUGAUGCAAUAAACCAGGCAUCUAUCGGAUCGAAGAUCGCAUAUUGUCAACAGAGGUGAACCUGUUCACUAGUCGCAGUUGGAAUUUAUAUUACAGGGCCUAUUGUUGACAGGCCUCAGGUGAGUGCCUGUCCAAUUAUUUUACUUGUUUUGGGUGGUGCUAUAUGGUACCGUUUUGUAUCAUUUCUCGGUACGUGUGAUCGUUGGCUACGGUUGGAGCAACUUCGUGGGCGGCUUGCGGAAUAAGGAGCAUAAUCGCGACGGUACAUGGAUUACGGGUCUUGAAAGCAGCAACGGUUGCUUCCAGUUUGUCCUGCCGCAUGCAGAACUUUCAUCACGUCUGUGAGCUUAGGCGGUCGACGCCAGAGGUUUGGUCCGCACAUACGAGGUUAGUGCUAUCGAACCAAUAGGAAUUGCUGGGUUGCUGUAGUUUUUGCUGGCAAAUUGCUGUUUGAAAAAUUUCAUAAAAAUACAAGGCCUGUUUAAGACAGGUGCAAGGUUAGUACCUGUCCAACCUUAUCAAUCCAUUAGCCAGUGCUACUUUGGAUAUUCUUUACCUUUCUCGGAUAUUUGCUGGGCCGUUGGAGUUUCCUGCAGUACGGAACAGUUUGCUGCAAUACAGUCGCAUUGCUGGUUGCACAUUUUUGCAUCUUUGGGAUAGGCCACAAAUCGAAGUACGACGACGAUCAUUUCACGGUGGAUUGCUGCUUGGGGGUUGGCGGAAGCUGAUUUUAAUUUUAUACAAGGCCUUGUUGAGACAGGCCUCAGGUGAGUACCUGUCCAACACCCCCACUUGGUGAAUUGCAGUGCUACUUGGUUGGCUUUCUUUCUUUUUCUCGAUCGUCAUCGUUCGUACUUCGAGUUGCUGUGCUGGUAGUGGUUGUGGGAAUGUCUGAGAAGAAAAUUAAGGAAAAGGUAAAGAGGCGGGAGCGCAUUAUCGCAUCAUUAAAGCGACAUGAGCCAUUUUUGGGUGGUUUCAACCCCGAAAUACAUACGGGAGAAGUUCAAUCGAGGCUGGAUAAAAUUGAGGCAAAGUUUGAAGAGUUUGAGGAAGUGCAGGAAGAAAUUGCUGAGCUGGACGCUGAGGGUAACUACGAGGAGGAAUGCAACGAGUCAUAUAAGGAGUUCGAGAAACUUUACUAUCGUCUACGGGCUGCACUGUUGUCAAAACUCACACCAGAGCCUGCAGUUGCAGAGUUAAACAACACGCGGAAUGGUCAAGCAUUAGGAGUGCAUACUGGAGUUCGUCUACCUCAGAUUUCACUACCGGAAUUCGAUGGCGACUAUAAAGGAUGGCUGUCGUUCAAAUCAACAUACGUGUCGCUGAUCCAUGAGUCGGUGGAGCUGAGUGAUGUACAGAAGUUCCACUAUCUUAAGUCAGCACUUAGAGGGGAAGCAGCCAAACUCAUCGAAUCGCUCACGUUAACCAACGAAAAUUACAUCAUCGCGUGGGAUACGAUCACAAAGCGGUAUUCGAAUGAGUAUCUUCUGAAGAAAAGGCAUCUGCAAGCUCUGAUGGAGUACCCGAAGGUGGACAAGGAGUCGUCGUCGGCUAUUCACGCGCUGGUGGACGAAUUUGAGCAACGACUGAAGAUUUUGAAGCAGUUAGGAGAGAAGACCGAGCACUGGGGUGCUAUGAUAGUUCACUGGAUGUGCUCCAAACUGGACAUGCAGACACUUCAACUCUGGGAAGACCACGCAGCAUCAACUAAAGAUCCAACAUUUACAACUCUAGUGAAUUUCCUGGAAAAACGGACGAGGGUGUUGGAAGCAGUUUCGUCGAACAUCGAGCUGAAAAGCAGCACACAGAAGGUGGAGGUUAGACGUCAAAAGGUGGUAGUGCAUUCUGCUACUGAGAGCGAUAAGACCGUUUCGAUCUGUUGUUGUUGUGGGGAUUCGCAUUUUUUGGGUCGGUGUAGCAAGUUUUUGAGCUUCACUCUGAAGGAAAAGUUGCAGUUCGUCAACAAUAAAAGGUUGUGCAGUAAUUGUUUGAAGUCGGGCCACUGGGUGCGUGAUUGCAAUUCAAAAUUCAGCUGUCGUGAUUGCGGUAAAAAACACAAUUCGCUGAUCCAUCCAGGAUUCCCUCCUAGUGGAAGCAGUUCCGGGAACAUUGGCCAGCGAGUGGGGAAGGUGGAGACUAAAGGGAACUCGAAGUCAGUAGCAACAAACUUAGCUACAAAGGAGGUGGAAGUGGAGGACGAAGAUACGGGAAGCGAAUAUCAAGGAGCGGUUGGAUCAUACAACGUAGGAGCUAAGGACGGAAGAAUAGCAAGUGUGCUGUUAUCUACAGUCGUAUUGGUGAUACGAGAUCAGCACGGAGGAAAGCAGUUGGCUCGAGCAUUACUCGACAACGGUUCACAGGCGAACAUUAUUAGCGAGCGGUUAUGUCAGAUACUCAGUCUGAAGCGGCGUUCGAUCAACGUUCCUAUCAGCGGAGUCGGACAAUCUGAAGCACGAGCGAGAUUCAUGGUGAAUGCUACAGUCAGUUCCCGUGUUCAGGAUUUCUCGGUUGGGAUGGAUUUUCUUGUUCUCCAGAAGGUUACCUCAGAGUUGCCAUCUACCAGCUUACCGGUGGCGCAUUGGAAAAUUCCGGAGAAUAUUCGGCUGGCUGAUCCGACAUUCAACACCAGUAAUCGAAUCGAUUUACUAAUUGGAGCGGAACAUUUCUAUCGAUUCCUGUUCGAGAGACAAUCCAAACAGAUUACGUUGGGACCAGGUCUACCGGUACUGAUUAACUCAGUGUUCGGCUGGAUUGUUACUGGGAAGGUUUCAAGGGCGCAAACGGAAGCGGUUAGCUGUUGUUAUGCAGCAACUCCGGAAAAUUUGGAAGCACAGUUGCAGAAGUUUUGGGAGAUCGAGAGUAAUGAGGAUCGUCCGGCCUGGUCGAAAGAGGAGCAAGACAGUGAAGAACAUUUCCUGAAAACAUUCAGCCGUACAUGCGAUGGACGGUACGUCGUAAGACUACCGAAGCACGUAAACUUUGAGCAGAUGCUCGGAGAGUCAUAUGAGAUGGCAUUAGCACGGUUCAGGAAACUGGAAAAACAACUAGAGCGUAACCCGGAGAUGCGUUUGCAGUACAAUGCUUUCAUGCAGGAAUUUCUCGAUCUCGGGCACAUGAGGAAGGUUAGCGCAGAAGAACUCCGGAAAGAAACGUCAAGGGUAACUGCGAGGAAGAAUUAUUACCUGCCACAUCACGCUGUGCUGAAGGAAUCUAGUACUACGACUAAGGUUCGAGUGGUUUUCGAUGGUUCAGCUUGCACGGAUACUGGUUACUCGUUAAACGAUGCUCUACUGAAAGGUCCUGUCAUUCAAGACGAACUUCUAAGUCUUCUUCUGCGAUUUCGGAAACAUGAGGUGGCGCUAGUUGGAGAUGUGGAGAAAAUGUACAGACAAGUUCGGGUACAUGAGGAGGAUACCGGAUUACAACGCAUCUUCUUUAGGUUUUCUUCAGAAGAACCUAUACAGGUUUUCGAAUUAUUGACAGUAACGUACGGAUUAACACCUUCGUCAUUUCUUGCAAUCCGAGCGCUGCAUCAACUUGCUAUGGACGAAGGUACUCAAUACAAGGUAGCUGCCGAUGCUAUAGUGGAGGACUUUUAUGUGGACGAUUAUAUCGGUGGAGCAUCCAGCGUGGAAGAGGCCAUCACACUGCAAACUGAACUCGACACUUUGAUGAAAAAGGGAGGAUUUGCGCUACGCAAAUGGUGUUCCAAUCGUCCUGAAGUUUUGGCCGAUAUUCCGGCCGACCAACUGGGAACAAGUUUCUCAAUUACUUUUCAAAUAAGCCCCGAAGAGAAGGUGAAAACUUUGGGAAUCACCUGGGAGCCAGGAACAGACCAAUUACGAUUCUAUUACGAUGUCACUUUAAGCGAACAAUCGUGGACAAGAAGAAGUAUUCUGUCGGCCGUCGCUAAACUUUUUGAUCCGCUUGGGUUGAUAUCUCCCGUGAUUGUGGUGGCCAAAAUGCUGAUGCAAGAGCUCGCCCUACUGAAAACUGGUUGGGAUACGUCUGUUCCAGUUCACGUUGAGCGCAAAUGGAAGGAAUUCCACUCUCAGAUGAAUAAUAUUUCCGAACUAGAAAUAAGUCGGUUCGUUUUUGCUUCAAAAUGGGUGGAUAUUCAAUUUCACUGCUUUUCUGAUGCGUCUACCUUGGCAUACGGGGCUUGCAUGUACGUGCGGACGCUGGAUGAAGCUGGAAAUGUAAGGAUUGAGCUGCUUGCAUCAAAGUCGCGCGUCGCUCCGCUCAAACGCUUGACGUUACCGCGACUUGAGCUAUCCGCCGCCAAAGAAGCCGCUGCCUUGCACUCAAAAGUAACAAAGGCUUUGUCGAUGGGAAAUGUUCGUACAGUUUUCUGGUCCGACAGUACGAUUGUGCUACACUGGCUACGAGCACCUCCAAACUCGUGGCAAACUUUUGUAGCUAAUAGAGUAUCGAUGAUACAAACUGCUACCUUCGCACACUCCUGGCGUCACAUAUCAGGAAAGGAAAACCCGGCUGACUUGGUGUCCCGUGGGAUGACAAUAAACGAUUUUCUGUGCAGCAAUUUGUGGAAACGAGGACCACUAUGGCUGGGCAACACUGAAGAUGAAUGGCCGAAACGGACUGAGCACGAAGGACCUCCUGACGAACAGCUGGAAGUUCGAAAAGUUGUUCAUACCGUUGUAGUAGAAGAUUCACCCAACGAAAUGUUCAGCUUGCACUCAUCGUUGUCUACUCUGCUGCGGAUUGUUGCAUAUUGUCGUCGCUUUGCGUACAACUGUCGCAACCGGGACGAUAGGAAGGACACACUCGCCCUUUCCCAUGAAGAAAUAUAUUCAGCUAAAAUAACACUGACCCGAAUUGCACAAGCUGAACGAUUUUCUGUCGAACUAAAGGCGUUGCAGCAGCAGAAAUGUGUCGAUCGCAAAUCCAACCUGAAGAGACUGUCUCCGUUUCUUGAUAAUCAGGGAAUCAUCCGAGUAGGAGGACGGCUACAUUUCUCGAACGAAGGGUACUCUGUCAAGCAUCCAGCCGUUUUGCCGAGUCAACAUCCAUUUACACAAUUGGUUGUACAGUACUUUCAUCAUCGCAGUUUUCAUGGCGGACCCCAAUUAACCCUAUCCGAGAUACGGCAAGAGUUUUGGCCGAUAAAUGGGAAGCGUGUCGUCAACACCGUGCUUCGUAAAUGUGUUCGCUGUUUCCGCACUAACCCGACACCUAUUGAUCAGCCUACAGGACAGCUACCAGCCGGACGCGUACGCCCUGGGCGGCCAUUUCUGAUAACCGGUGUGGAUUAUUGUGGGCCGUUUUAUUUGAAACCACCUAGACGUAAUGCGGCGCCCCUGAAAGUUUAUAUAGCGGUUUUUGUCUGCUUCUCUACGAAAGCGAUGCAUCUUGAGAUGGCUAACGAUUUAUCUACGGCUGGCUUUCUCUCUGUUCUACGAAGAUUUAUCGGCUACCGAGGAAUACCGGCCGAAAUACAUUCGGACAACGCUACGAACUUUUCCGGUGCGCACAAUGAACUUAAAGCGCUCCACGAACUGUUGAAAAAUCAACUCAGCCUCUCAGUUAUUCGCAAUGAACUUGCUCAACAAGGCAUCGCUUGGAUGUUUAUCCCACCACGAGCUCCUAACUUUGGAGGUUUAUGGGAGGCAGCCGUGAAAUCCGUGAAAACUGCUUUGAAAAAAGAGAUAGGCCUUCAGCAACUAAGUCACGAUGAGUUCAUCACACUUCUAGUGCAGAUCUCCGCCAUCCUGAAUUCUCGUCCUCUGUCUCCACUAUCAGACGAUCCUACGGAAUUCGAAGCUCUAACCCCAGCGCACUUUUUAAUAGGCUCAGCAAUGAAAGCCCUCCCAGAGCCCAAUUUAUUAGAAAUUCCCACAAACCGCCUUGACCACUACCAGCGAAUCCAGCAAAUGUUCCAACGCUAUUGGCAACGCUGGAGCAAGCAGUAUCUCACGCAGCUGCAGGUGACAUCGAAGAAUUUGCCGAUAGACCUCCUUCGUAUUGGAAGCAUCGUCGUGUUACGAGAGGACAACGUGCCACCUCUUAGCUGGCCUCUAGCUCGAAUUAUCUGCCUGCAUCCUGGUUCCGAUGGAGUCGUGCGAGUUGUAACGGUGAAGACGGCGACUGGUGUGUACAAGCGGGCAGUCAACCGCAUCUGUCCCUUGCCAAUCGAUGGUGAUGAUCAACAGGCAUCCAGGACACUGCGCUCACAUCAAUCAAGAAUGUCUAAUUUCACUUAAAAUUUAAUUGUUAAUGUUCUAUUUGUAUUUUCUAUGUAUUUGAAGCUAGUUCAAGGGGGCCGGCAAUGUUGAACUUUGAAAGUAGUAAUGAUUGCUAAUCAGUUAGAAUUAAUUACUAAGGUAGAAAGUUAAUUAAUGAAAACUUAAAUCUAGAAAUAAAUAGGCUAAAAUUUAAACUGUUAUACACAUCAUGCAAAAACAUUGAACACUCAACAACCCUGUAACAGACACUAAACUAGUACGGAUGAUACAGAUAGAUAAUUAGAUAACACACAACACAUAGAAACAACACGAGCCGAUAGAAGUACAUAGCUUAAAGGUACACAGCCGGACCCUCAGUAGCCAAACGAUCUGCGUUCAAUAAAG